This is a messenger RNA of Bombus terrestris (buff-tailed bumblebee), 2464 nucleotides long. Its product is annotated as STAM-binding protein. The record is from RefSeq and is a predicted model, not a curated record. Lineage: Eukaryota; Metazoa; Arthropoda; Insecta; Hymenoptera; Apidae. The coding region runs from base 173 to 1405 and encodes 410 amino acids. Gene Ontology annotation, cellular component: membrane; endosome. Gene Ontology annotation, biological process: protein K63-linked deubiquitination. Gene Ontology annotation, molecular function: metal-dependent deubiquitinase activity; K63-linked deubiquitinase activity; protein binding. The transcript has 9 exons.
UGGUAACACUGACAAUUGAUAACAUUUGAUGACUGAUGACAUAUUAGUUUGACGUAUUUUUCUAAUCAACUCAAUCGCUAUUUUGAUUAUAUAUUCUUGUUAAUAUAUUAGAAUUAAAAUGGGAUGUAAUAAAGAAUUAAUAUAUUGACUAAACGUAACCUAAAAUUUUUAAAUGAGCAAGGAAACGUCAGAGAUCAAAAGUGUCAAUGCCAAACAUCCUUGGAAGAAUGUUGGCAUAUCAGAUCCACGAGCACGGUUGAAGAAUCUCUCGGAUUAUGCUUCCACAGUAGAAAUGGACCGUAACAUUCCACCUCAAAGAUAUUAUCGUUCUGGUGUAGAGAUGAUUAGGAUGGCAGAUAUGUGCAUGAAAGAUAAUAAUCUUGAAUAUGCAUAUAUUUUAUACGUCAAAUUCAUAACGAUUUUUGUUGAAAAAAUAAGAAAUCAUCCACAAUUUGACACAGUAUCAUUAAAAGAUAAGGAGCAUAAUCAACAAACAUUACGUAAAGUACUUCCUAAGGCUGAAGAAUUAAAGAAACAAUUAUUAGAACAAUAUCAAACAGAAUUAAAUAAGUAUCUGGAAGAUGUAAAAGAAAGAGAAAAAAUUGAAAAGGAAAGACUGAAACAAGAAGAAUUAGAAAAGUUGAGAGAAGAGGAAGAAAGAAAGAACAAAUUAGCUGCAUUAGCAGCUGUUAAAGCAGCAGAAGCUGCUAUGGUUGCAAGUGUAACAUCUCCUGAAGAUGCCAAGCUUAAAAAAAUUUCGAGUAUACCAUCAAGACCAUUAGUAAGUCCAUCUAGUGAUAUAACUGCACAGACAUCUAAAGAAAAACCCACUAUAGAUCGCUCAACAAAACCUUCUUUGCUUUGUGACAGUUUUACUUUAAGAGACAUAGUAUUGCCAACUAAAUUAAUGCAAAACUUCCUCAUGUUGGCAUUCUCUAACACUAUGAAUAAUAAAGAAACUUGUGGUAUAUUAGCAGGCAAAUUAGAAAGAAAUAAAUUAGUUGUUACACAUUUAUUAAUUCCUGAACAAACUGGAUCCCCAGAUUCUUGUGUAACGUAUAAUGAAGAAGAUAUAUUUGAUUAUCAGGAUCAACAUAAUUUGAUUACUCUUGGUUGGAUACAUACGCAUCCUACACAGACUGCCUUUCUAUCUAGUGUUGAUCUUCAUACACAUUGUGCAUAUCAACUUAUGAUGGCUGAAGCCAUUGCCAUUGUUUGUGCUCCUAAAUAUGAUGAAACAGGAUUUUUCAUUCUGACUCCAGAAUAUGGAUUAGAAUUUAUUGCCAAUUGCAGAGAAACUGGAUUUCAUCCACAUCCAACAGAUCCUCCACUAUACACGAAAGCAAAACACUGUAAGUUGGAUGUAACUGCAGUGAUAGAAGUAGUGGACCUAAGAAGAAAAUGACAUCUUUUAGAUGUGUAUACACAUUUUUGCAUAUGUAUAUACUUUAAUGUGUACAACUAUUGUAUAACAAGUUAUGUAUUUAAUUAUCAAAUACGUUAUACUAAGUGAAAGAAAUGAAAAAUUGCAGACAUUUUAGCUUAAAAAACAUAAGAAUUUAGCAGUUGCAAGGCUUUCAAUAUUUUUAUGACAAAGCAUUUAAUAUAUUAAAAAUCUUUAAUAUAUUUGAAGUAAAAUUGUGCAUUUAAAAUCGGUAGAAUAAAAUAAUGCAAUAUUUAAUUGGUAAAUUAUAGUAGAUUACACAAAGAACUUUAUAUAAUUUAAGAAUUUUUAAUAAUUAAUGAUUAGAAAUUAUUUUGACUGAAAAUAAGCAUUAUCGUUAACAAAUAGUAUUAACAUUUUCAUUUUACGAGUAUCAAAGGAUUUUCAACCUCAUGGAAUGAAAAUAAGACAAAUUUGUUUACGUAUAAUUUAUGUAAAAAUAGAAUAUUUAAGAUAGUGUGAUACAAAUGUGCUUCUAUUACUUUUUCAGAAUAUUUAUAUUUAUUUACUCAGGUAAUACAUUGUGUACCGAAAAAUAAAUGUAUAACAAAAAUUUUUAUAAACAUUAGCAGUGCGCGAAAUGUGUGUAUAAGUUUACGUGCCUUUCAUGGAAAAAUAAUGGUGUUCAUAACCUCAUGUUAACCACAUGAAGUAUGUAACGUUCAAUUGUAGAUAUUGCACGAUAUCAUCGAAUAACAUUAUUUAUGAUUGGAUCAUUCAAUGAAAUCGUAUCGUUACGUAAAAUCGUAAUCGAAAGAUCAAUAAAUUGCAUUGACACACUGUGCUAGUCAUAACCUAAUAUACCGAGCUUGUUAUGAAAUAUGUUGGUACACUAAAUCGAUAUAUCAGCCUUGAGCGAUGCUUCACUUUAUGUACUCUAUAAUACAAUAUUGUAUUUAAAAAUUGUAUAGUACCAAUAGAUGCUGUGUUAAUUGAUAUCGGUAUAAAAUAUUUGUAUUAGUAGGUACCUGAGAUAACUUUUGUGUACUUAAAGGUUUAAUUACACGCUUACGUAUUGUU